Molecule: messenger RNA, 555 nt
Organism: Ascochyta rabiei
Lineage: Eukaryota; Fungi; Ascomycota; Dothideomycetes; Pleosporales; Didymellaceae
Exons: 1
Coding region: 1-555 (184 amino acids)
Source: RefSeq, a predicted model, not a curated record
AUGGAUACCGGGAAUGUAUGUUGCGAAGUCGUGGUCUCACACGUCGACCCGUUUUGCGAUUUUGAUUCUUCAACCUCUGCUAUCCCAACACCGAAUGCUGCGCCUAAAUUUUCGCCUUUCGUCGCACCAUUUUCAACGCCAAACACAGACGAGGAAGAAAGCCCACUCUACACCGAGAUCAACAUACCACUCCCAGCCAUCCCAACACCACCGAAGCAAGCCCAAUCAUCUCUGUCACCGCCACCGAAGUCGCGGUCGCGAGCAGUCUCGCUCUCGUCACUCUCGCCAUUCCGCCGUAGAAGCUCGUCCAUAUUAUCCUCGGGCAGCCCGAGCGAAGAGUGGCCGAGGAUAAAGAAGGAGGUGAAGAACAAGGAGAUCGCCGCGAUGAUGAAUCCCAAUCACCAGAGCAAACGAACGCACAGUGGAACAAUUGAUGCGCUAGCGGUUGUGCCUGCUGUUCUCGUGUUGAGUGCAGAGUUGUUCACUCCUAGCCAGGAGGACGGAGCGAGGAAAAGGGGCAGUGGUGUGGGCAGAUGGGAAGAUGGCAUUCGAUGA